Molecule: messenger RNA, 6926 nt
Organism: Aspergillus ibericus CBS 121593
Lineage: Eukaryota; Fungi; Ascomycota; Eurotiomycetes; Eurotiales; Aspergillaceae
Gene: atg2
Product: putative autophagy regulatory protein Atg2
Exons: 3
Coding region: 447-6842 (2131 amino acids)
Biological process (GO): piecemeal microautophagy of the nucleus; autophagy of mitochondrion; autophagosome assembly
Cellular component (GO): extrinsic component of membrane; phagophore assembly site
Molecular function (GO): phosphatidylinositol-3-phosphate binding
Source: RefSeq, a predicted model, not a curated record
GAGCCAGACACUGAUGAACGAAGCACUCUCCUGCCAUGAUUCGAUCGUUACCUCAGCCAGUUGUUCUGGACCAACCCGAUUUCUUGUGGACAAUCCAAACCCUCCAUGAAGCAAUAAUUUCGACGUGGGUGUGAGUUGUCAAGGCGUGAUUUGGGGGGGACCGGCCCAAGCUCCGCCUGACUAUUGCGGUUGAUCUUCGCUAUCUCUCCUCACUAGCGCCUCCAUCCCCGAACGUCAUUCUUCCCCCCCGGCACUCGAGCAAACCCUCCGCGUUUGUUUCCGACAACUGUUGUGCUGGUGCCUGUCUAGGUGCAAGGCAUCUAUCCUACUGCAUCUCAUCCUCUUUCUUUCUUUUCCCUCUCUCGUUUUUGUUGCCUUAUUAUGUUCAUGCUCAGAUGAUCGCUGCCGUCUUUAAGUGAGCCCCCGCCGGCUCCUUUGCCCCCAAAAUGGCCUACUUCUUGCCGUCGUUCUUCCAGAAACGAUUGCUUCGAUAUGCGUUGUCUCGACUCGAACUCGUUGAUACCGAGGCUUUGGAUCUCGAUAGCCUCGGUAUUCGUUGGGGACAGCGAAGUACUGUCGAACUACGAGAUAUUGGUCUGAGGCUGGAGAAACUAGCUACGCUUCUUCACCUGCCCCCCUCAAGCGAGCUCCUGAGUGCCCGUGUCCGUUUCUUGCAACUCACAGUCCCCGCGGAUAUCUACAGCAGCGGUAUCAUCUGCCACGCCAGCGGUAUCGACGUACAUCUGAGACUGCUUUCGGAGGAGACACGCCAUGCUGGACAAGGCGAAAGGCCAACGGAUCCUGAUGUGAGGCAUGAUUCGGGCGCCGACCCGAUCAUCCCUAACCCGACCGAUCUUGCCCAGUCCUUCCUCCAGGCUGAGCCGAAGGAGGAAAAGGAAGAGCUGCAGGCUGCUAUAUCGUCACAAUCGCAGGUUCUCCAGCGUACACACCCAUCCACCAGCGACGAUGAGGAGGAGCUUGGUCUUGGGAAUGAGACCGUUUCUUUGCCCAGUUUCGUGGCUGCGUUCCUCAAGGGUGUCGCAGACCGUCUGCAGGUUCAGGUGGAUGAUAUAUCCAUCCGAGUCGAUGUCGAAACCAAACCAAACGGACCGCUGAAGAGGCAGCAGGAGGGAAAACCUGACAUGAUCACAGGACUCUUGAGCGUCGGACAAGUCAAGGUGGAUGCGGUGACCUCACCUUCAAGUACGGAUGAGACGUCAUCACGGAAGCCGCGACGGUUGAUCUCCCUCUCCGACAUCAACAUCGCCUUGAUAUCAGAACCCGUCGUGUUUUCCAAUUAUUCACGGUUUGCUGCUCCGGCGUCCCCAGACACUUCAUUGCAGCCGAAGUCGAGCCGGCCUCCCAGCCGGGACUCGUCUCCGUCUGAGCACACAUCCGAUCAUGAUUCAGCUCUUGAAAUGACGAGGUCGACUAUCUUUGAACCUUCUCGUGGGAUUACCGAGUCUAGAUUAAUCCAGCAUAAUGCGCCCGAAAUGGAAGGGUCGGUGUGCACCUAUGAUGGUAGAUUCUCGGACGCAGACACAGAAGACGAGGCCAGGAGUUAUGGUUACAUGGAGGAUUCGCAGAACCUCUCAGAUGAUGAGAAGUUGCUGGACAAUCCUGCGUAUCUUGACUCCGUGAUCAACUCACAUCUCCAAGAUGAUGAUCUCGAUGGCCUAGAUAAUAUUUCGCCGGAAGUUGGUGACCGUGUUCGGGACAGCGGCGAUACCCCGCGCCUUCUGAGCCCAGAGUUGCACACCAUUGGACCAGCAUCGCACUUCAGUGAUACACAGAAUGCUGUGAUCCUUGCACCUAGGUCACAGGCACUGGAGGUUGGUGGUUUCGCCCAGGACAAUCUACAUCCUCCUGGGGCGGUCGCUGGUAACGCUCGACCGGCGUUGGCCGAGAUCGACUCGGAUGUUGUUCACAACUUGGAGCCAGAUGAUCGGCUGUCGCCUCUUGCCUCUGUACCCCCUUCCGAAGCGGGUAGUUCAAGUUCAACGUCUGGAUCUUUCGAUCAAGGAGAGCUCUCCGAGUCUAGACUCUUUUCUAGCGAGGAGGCACAGAGUAUGUAUAUGAGUGCUAUAAGCCAUGAUUCUAUGUCUCGAAGCUUUAUGCCAAACAUCCCUGGUGCCUGGGAUUCACCAGAGUCUACGGUGAUCAGGGAUUCGAAUGCUCAUGUGCACCAUGUAGACCAGCGCGACGUACAACCGGACCACGAUCAUGAGGAUGAUGAGGAGGAGACUAUCGCCACCCCCAAACUUACUGCUCAGGCAAGGUCGCACGUCUCUCAGGACUUCCUCAUGGACGAUUCCCCGAAGGCACAGCCUGAUCUGACCGACCAAGGAUCUGCUCAGGACUCACCAGAGCCGAAUAAGCUCCCGGAUGUGGCAAGGCGCUUCUUCAGCAUCGAUAAGAUCCUGAUUUCAAUUCCCUCUGGGGAGGAAGAUAGCGACACCGCGGACGACGCAUCGUCCGUGCACCAAGAUGAAAAGGAAACUUUCGGUUUGGAUGAAACGACAGCAUGCUUGCGCGACUCUGCUACUGCAAGCGACCUGGCCGCUUUUAAUACACACGCCCCUACACGAAGCCGUAGCGAUACAAUGAGACCAUUUCCUUCUGGGAAGGAGGGCGCUGAGAAGAGGUCAUCGCAGCUUCCCCAGGGGGAUGAGCAAAGGCCACGGUCUAGCCGCAGUUCCAAUAACAUGGAAAUUGAGAUAUUCUCGGCGGAAGUUCAAUUUGACAUUGCCAUCGGCUGGCUUGUGAUCAAAAUUGGACAGCGAAUUCUCCAAGCAUUUGGGAAUGACAGCGAGGCUACCCCGAAGAAGGGUCGUGCGCAGGAGCACGUGCAGGAGCGGCAGGCAGUCAAGCUGGCUCUCAAGAAUUUCUCAAUCAGAUUUGUUGAACAUGUUCCAGGGCACUCCUACCCUAUUGAAACGCAUAAUCCAACAUUCUUUGGGCUGCUGCAUGACGAUAUCUUGCUGCAAGCAUGCAUUUCGGGCUUACAAGCUCAGCUUUUGACGGACAAAGAUGUCACCAAACUUCACCUUAACAUAAAGAAGUUUACCCUUGGGUUUGCCUCUGAGCAUCUAAUCUCGUUCAGCGAAGAGUCCAAGAUGCGCGACUCUGUCAGAGACAUCUCAUCAGCUGAGCCGGGGGAUAUCGAUUUUUCCAUUAAGAAAUACCCUGGUACCACCACGGUCAACCUCAUGACUCUUCCUCUACAGCUUAGUUUGAACGUCCAGCGACUGGAGGAGGUUAUCGGUUGGGUUGGCGGGUUGAGCACCAUUUUGGAACUUGGAAGCUCGAUAUCAUCGGUUUCAACCGGAAAGGGACCGAAAAAGGAACCUCCGAAGCGUCCUCGUGGGGUACACUUUGAAGAGUUUCCGCCACCGGCAGCUGCGGAGCAGACCGACUCGGCACCUCUGAAGGUAAAUGUCAGGAUCGGGGGGGUUUCAGUCGACGUUAUCGGAGAGACCCACUACAUCAGGUUGAGGACAACUGCUGCCAAGAUUGUUAGCAGGCCUAAAUUCAUAGCAGUGCAAAUAGACAAGGCCACAUUGGCUGGCCCGUUGCCUCUGGAUGAUGCCCGGGACGCCCCCGCCAACCUACGCCUGGCCGACAUCAGAGUCGAGUACCGCUUUACCCCGAAGGAAGAGGAUUUGGAUCGGCUACUCGGUUUGAUCACCCCAUCAAAGGACAAAUACGACGAGGAUGACGAUAUCAUGCUGGAUACACUCUUCCGCCAGCGGAAACAGGGUUCUGUACUUUGUGUUACAGUCGCCGAAGCCAAGGUUGUUGUUUCCCGAACCACUGACUUGGAAUCCAUUUCUCAACUUGGGGAAGAGUUGGGCAGGCUAUCGACUGUCACAAAAUAUUUACCCGAAGAUGACCGCCCUGGUGUUCUGAUUCUCGCGUUAAUCCGUGAGUUUGAGGCCCGGGUACAUAUUGGUGGGGAAGUGGGUGAGAUGACCGCAACUCUUCAGGAUGCGGAAGCAGCAUAUAUCAGCCUGCCUUCGCUCAUUGCCGCGCAACUGGGCUCCAUAGCGGUUGUCAGGAAUAGGACCGAAGAGCUUGUGGGAGACGCAUCGGCAAUCAUUCGGGCCCCGAGCUUGAACCGGUCUCCGCUUCCAGUUCUGAUGGCACGCUAUAUUGCGGAUGAGAUGGACCCCACAGUCAAAGUGAAAUUGCACAACUUCCGCGCGGAAUACACGCUUCCCUCCAUCAUGGCUUUCCUGGGGCUAAGUGACGAUAUGACUACUGGGGACAUGGCUGCCAACAUGGCAAGCUCCUUGGUCAAUCUGGCUGAGCUACAACCUGUACACCAGGACUAUCGAUCGUCCUUCAAAGAGAGCAAUAUCGACACACCUCCGAAGCCCAUCAAGUUGACAGUUGAUUUGCGAGACUGCGUGCUCGGACUUAACCCGCGUGGCACGGCCGCAAAAGGCCUCGUCGUCCUCACGAACGCUAAAUUUUCUGGGGCGAUACAUGACCCCGUGUCUUCAGACGCCACCUUGGAUCUCCGGAAAGCGUCUGUUAUGAUAAUAGACGAUGUGAAAAAUGUGGGCUAUACAGAUAAUCUGCACCGAAGGAGUUCUGCUCCCCCCCAAAGCAACCAAGUGCAAUCUCUGAUCGAUCACGGCUUUGUGCCAGUUUGCUCAAUAUCUGCGGCCACGGCUACUGUCAAGAUAAUGCGCCUAAGUGACGACGGAAUGAAGUCUCUCGAUGUGGAGUUGAGGGACGAUCUGCUGAUCUUGGAAACUUGCGCCGACUCGACCCAGACUCUUAUAAGCAUAGUGAAUGGGCUGCAGCCUCCAACUCCUCCUAGCGCGGCUAAAAAGUAUCGCACGGAGGUUCUCCCCAUACAGGAUAUGCUAUCAUCCUUUACUGGGGAUGCCUUCGUUGCAGACAUGCCAGAGGGCUCUGAAUUGUCGGAUUCCACUAAUCGCAUACCGGGGGAGGGGCAUCUGGAAGAUGAACGUGACUAUGUGAGCGACUUUCAGCAUGUGACGCCAGGCUCAGAUCAUGGCCUUACGACGGAGGGUAUGGGGGCUUCGGGCUCACAUGAACUUCUUGAUAGCUUCCACUCCCAGUACUAUGUGUCAUCCAGUGUCUCUGACCUGGACUUUCGCGAGGACCACUUCGCGCAACAGUCUGCGGUUGGCGGCACCGCCCACCGCUGGGAUUCCACACAGAACACCUAUGGGCUUUCUGAUGACUCCAAACUCCAAAGAAGUCCGUUGCGAAUCCGGGUUCGUGAUGCCCAUAUCAUUUGGAACCUGUUUGACGGGUACGACUGGCAGCGAACAAGGGAUACUAUAACAAAAGCGGUCAAAGAUGUGGAGAGGAAGGCCAUCGAACGGCGUGCACGGUCUGGCAGUCGGGCAUCUCCUAGCUUUGAUGAGGAAGAGGAGUCUGUGAUUGGAGACUGUUUGUUCAACUCCAUAUAUAUCGGGAUCCCGGCCAAUAAGGAUCCCCGUGAUAUCCGCAAUGACAUUAACCGCAACAUCGACGAUCUUGUUAGUGAAACGGGUAGUUAUGCGACUACGACGACUGUCACGGGGGCCACAGUACGGCAAGGCCAACCGCCCUCCUUCCGAGGAAAGAAGCUGCGUUUGUCGCGAAGCAAAUACCACAAGAUGACAUUCGAGCUCAAGGGCAUCUGUGCGGACCUGGUCGUUUUCCCGCCCGAUUCUGGGGAGACGCAGAGCUCCCUGGAUGUCCGGAUCAACGAUUUGGAGGUAUUCGAUCAUGUGCCCACUUCUACAUGGAAGAAGUUUGCCACAUACAUGCAUGAAGCGGGUGAGAAGGAGAGUGGAACAAGCAUGAUACAUCUGGAGAUCUUGACCGUUCGGCCGGUGCCGGAACUCGCUGCAUCGGAGAUUGUUCUCAAAGCGACCAUUCUUCCCUUACGGCUGCAUGUUGAUCAAGAUGCUCUGGAUUUCAUCUGUCGCUUCUUUGAGUUCCGAGACGAUUCGACGCCCACCCCAACUGCUCCAAGCGAUGUUCCGUUCUUACAGCGAGUUGAGAUCAAUGCGGUUCCUGUCAGACUGGACUUCAAGCCCAAGCGGGUCGACUACGCGGGGCUGAGGUCGGGUCGUACCACCGAGUUUAUGAAUUUCUUCGUCUUGGAUGGGGCCGACAUGACCAUGCGGCACGUCAUCAUCUACGGGGUGUCAGGAUUUGAUAAACUCGGCCAAUCGCUCAAUGACAUAUGGAUGCCCGACAUCAAGAUGAACCAGCUUCCAGGUGUUCUGGCUGGCCUAGCUCCUAUUCGGUCUUUGGUCAACGUUGGAGGAGGGGUCAAAGACCUCGUGGUGGUUCCCAUGCGCGAAUACCGGAAAGAUGGUCGCAUUGUACGAAGCAUCCAGAAGGGUGCCCUGUCUUUUGCCAAGACCACCUCGAAUGAACUCGUCAAGCUGGGAGCCAAACUUGCAAUCGGGACUCAAACGGUGCUGCAAGGUGCCGAGGAUCUUUUAACCACUCCCAGUGCGCCAGGGAUGGGCCCAGACGAGGAGUAUGGUGACGAUGAAGAGGCCAAGAAGAUAUCCCUGUAUGCGGACCAACCAGUUGGCGUGGUGCAGGGCCUUCGAGGCGCAUUCCGGGGAUUGGAGCGCGAUCUACUUCUGACACGGGAUGCUAUCGUGGCCGUCCCUGGGGAAGUCAUGGAAAGCGGGAGCGCCAAAGCCGCCGCGAAAGCUGUCUGGAAGCGCGCUCCUACCGUGGUUCUCCGACCCGCCAUUGGUGUUUCCAAGGCCGUGGGACAGACGCUGCUGGGGGCUGGGAACACAUUGGACCCAAGCAACCGGCGAAAAAUGGAAGACAAAUACAAACGCCACUAAACUCUUUGACAUGGCGACAUCACUUGGCAAUACACUGCGCGUUAUUUCCUUCUCCUGGGUUGGUUUUGGAGCAUAGGAUAAUUG